CCAAAAUCAACCCUCCUCUAAUUCUCCGUCAUUUAUCCAGAUUCACAUACAACACGCCGCACAAGAUCAUUUCUCCUCUUCCUUACUCAAAUUUCCAUCUUCGCUCCAAAUCGUCUUCAAAGCGCGCCACACUCAAAACCUCUCCCUCUUCUGUUUCACAAUUUUUAUGGAUAUCGUGGUAGUGGAUUCGGACAAGGGAAACGAGGCAGAUCGUAGCUGUUUAGAAGAGAGUACAAGUAUAUUUGAUGGAGUCGAAGUUCAAGAGCCAUAUGUGGGCAUGGAAUUUGAUUCUGAAGAAGCUGCCAGGACAUUUUAUGUUGAAUAUGCUAGACGGGUAGGAUUUCUUGUACGCGUUAUGCAACGUCGCCGUUCUGGAAUCGAUGGCAGAACUCUUGCUCGUCGACUUGGGUGUAACAAACAAGGAUUCUCACCCAGUAGCAAGGGAACACUGGGGCAAGAAAAAAGACCAAGGUCCAGUGCCCGAGAAGGUUGCAAGGCAACAAUUUUAGUUAAAAUGGAAAAAUCUGGAAAAUGGAUUGUCACAAGAUUUAUAAAGGAUCACAACCAUCCACUAAUUGCUACAGCUAAUGGUUUCAGUACAGAGGACGAUAAAGAUAAGAAAAUUGCUGAACUUACUAUGGAGUUGGAGCGUCAAGAUGAACUUUGUACUGCAUAUAGAGAAAAGCUACUCAGCUUCAUUAACAAUGUUGAAGAAGAAACAGAGGAAAUGUCCACAAAAAUUCAACUAAUUAUUGAAAAUAUAAGGAGAGCUGAGUCUGAAAUGCAAAAUUGUUCCCAGAAUAGAAAGCCUCGGGACUGUACUUGAAUGUAUAAAAGAGUAAAACAAAUAGUGUGCUUUAGAAAACUUGAAAAUCACGGUGAAAUAUCACAGUGGGACAAAAGCUACACAUACUAACUUGCCAAAAUUACGGUGAAAAUAAAUCUUAAACUUGCGGCAGCGGUGAACCUCCGUGUUACCAAACAUAUGCAUACUAUAUAAUUUCACUAAUUAUAGUAUUCCAUCGAUUCCUCUCUCUUUCUUCUCGUGAGUUGAGGGAAAGGAGAUGAGUAGCACCUUAAAGUAGCAUGCAGAUGUUAAUACAUGGUUUAUUCCAGGGUGUAAAGCCAUAUCAAGUAUUGAAAAAAAGAAAAAAGAAAUAAGGUAUAGUCCAAUAUAUCAUAUAAAUGUGUGACUUCUAUAGCACCUUAUGCUUUUGUAAGAACUCUUAAAUCAACAAUAUUAUUGCCAAAAUUAUGAAUGCAGAGUGCAAUUCUAUGAAUUAACAUAUAUGAUAAAGUUUAUAUAGAAAUAGAGGGCACAUUAAAGAAGGAAAGUUGGUGCAACCAAAAUGGACUAUAGAGACCCCUCUCUAUCGCAUGUUAUGAGCUCUUUCAUUCUUCAAAGCCCUAUACUAUAUCCUCAAUGUUGGU
Vicia villosa (hairy vetch) is the source of this 1431-nucleotide messenger RNA. RefSeq names its product protein FAR1-RELATED SEQUENCE 5-like. The record is from RefSeq and is a predicted model, not a curated record. NCBI's taxonomy places the organism in Eukaryota, Viridiplantae, Streptophyta, Magnoliopsida, Fabales, Fabaceae. Bases 167 to 826 code for a protein of 219 amino acids. The transcript is spliced from 3 exons.